This is a messenger RNA of Symbiodinium sp. CCMP2456, 735 nucleotides long. Lineage: Eukaryota; Dinophyceae; Suessiales; Symbiodiniaceae. The record is from the annotation of a GenBank genome assembly.
AUGCUCGCGUGCACAGGUCAGUACCUGGUUGGCUACGUUGCAGGGAAGUCCGUGCGGGUGCAGCGCUUUGUGGCAGUGGAUCGCGUCUUCACUCGAGCUAUGGAGAUGAUCCUGAACCGACGCGGACUGGGCCUUGGAAAGGUAUGCAUCCUUGUCGCUGGGCCGGACUUUCCCACGAGCGUUCUUUGUGGAAUUCUGAAGCUCAACAUUCCUCAGAUGCUUCUAGGGACAACACCGGUCAUCCUGGUCAGCAUCAUCCCUCAGGUAUGUGUUGGCGUGAUGCUGGCGUCACCGAGUGACGACAACCCGGACCUCACCCGAAUCGUCACGGCGGCCGCCGCAAUCAUCCAAGCGGCUGCAACGAUCUACUUCUCAUAUCGAAUCAUGCAGACGGCAGAGGUUCAUUAUGAGGAGUUGUCCCAGCACCGUCCUGAGCACGAUCGGGUUGCAGAGCUUACGAAGAAAGAGGCCGCCUACACCCGGAAGUAUGCCGAGCUCACACAGUGGGAAGACAUGCACUGGCUACUCCGAGAUGGAAUCCUCCUCUCAUCCCUCAUGAUUCUGAUUGUGUCGUGGGUUCUGGGUGCGGACUUCGCGCUCUCAAACCAGAUUUGCUUCCGCACCUUCUCCAUCACCGACCGCAUCGACGAAGAUUUGGAGAGCGGCGGUCUCGAUGGCAACGUUUGGAAUCUGGUCACGCAUCCUGCAGGGACGGUGGUCCUAGCACUCGCCGUG